This is a messenger RNA of Carassius auratus (goldfish), 2587 nucleotides long. Its product is annotated as polycystic kidney disease 2-like 1 protein. The transcript has 15 exons. Gene Ontology annotation, cellular component: membrane. The record is from RefSeq and is a predicted model, not a curated record. Gene Ontology annotation, molecular function: calcium-activated potassium channel activity; calcium channel activity; muscle alpha-actinin binding. The coding region runs from base 58 to 2505 and encodes 815 amino acids. Lineage: Eukaryota; Metazoa; Chordata; Actinopteri; Cypriniformes; Cyprinidae. Gene Ontology annotation, biological process: detection of mechanical stimulus; potassium ion transmembrane transport.
CAGCCAAAAGCUGCACUUGAGCAAUUCCUGUUGAAACCCACCUCUCCAUUUACCACAAUGCAACACCUCAAUAACCGCGCAGAGAAUCAGCAAGGCAGCCCAGUGGCGUGUGAGAUGGAAAACUUUGGGAAAGGAGGCUGGGUGAAUCAGGCUUACAGUGGCUCUCCUGCACCCAUCAGAUGCCCCAUCAACACUGUCUACAACCCUCAGCCCAUGUUCCACAGCUCUUUGGAGAACAUGAACCAGCUGAAUCUGCCUAACCCCUAUCUGGCUGGGGAUAAAGUGCGAACAAACCCCUCAAACGAGAAGAAGUCUGGAUGCUGCUCUUUUCUCUUGAGAGCCGUCAAAGGACUGUGGGGAACAGCUCUAAGAAAGGACACAAAGGCGAAUCCUGAGCUCAAUGUCAAAGCAAAUCUCAAAGAACUGCUCAUCUACAUUGUUUUCCUAGUGGAUUUGUGCCUGUUGACCUAUGGUAUGACCAGCAGCGCCACCUACUAUUACACGAAAGCUAUGACUGAUCUCUUUGUAAACUUACCGGGUGACAGUGGACUCAGCUUUGCCUCCAUCAGCUCCAUGAAUGAUGUCUGGACAUACAUGGACAGCCCGUUACUUGACAGCCUGUACUGGACAAAGUGGUACAACGACGAGCCUCUUCCAAAUGAAAAUCAAUCCUUCAUUUACUACGAGAACCUGUUGUUAGGAGUCCCUCGCAUUCGACAGAUCAAAGUCAAAAACAACUCCUGCACCGUGCAUCCAGACUUCAAGCGGGAGAUUUCAGACUGUUUUGAUGUGUACAGCGAAAAGAAAGAAGAUGACAGCAGGUUUGGACUGAUCAACGGAACAGCCUGGCAGUACCAUACAGAAAAGGAGCUCAAAGGGUCGAGUCACUGGGGUUUACUGACCACAUACACCGGAGCAGGAUAUUAUCAAGACCUGGCGAAGACCAAAGAAGAGAGCGCCGCUAUCCUGAUGGACCUCAGAAACAACCUGUGGCUCAGCCGUGGAACUCGGGUUCUUUUCAUUGAUUUCACUACGUACAAUGCCAACAUCAAUCUCUUCUGCGUUUUAAGAUUAGUGGUUGAAUUUCCAGCUACCGGUGGAGUGAUUCCAUCCUACCAGAUCCGUACGGUAAAGCUGAUUCGUUACGUCACCACGUGGGACUUCUUCAUCAUCGGCUGCGAGAUCUUUUUCUGCGUCUUCAUACUCUAUUACAUUGUGGAGGAGAUUCUGGAAUUCCGAAUCAAUAGACUGUCCCAUUUCAAGAACAUCUGGAACAUACUAGAUCUAGUGGUCAUACUGCUUGCUGUGGUAGCAAUAAUCUUCAGUGUGUUUCGGACCAUCAAAGUGGACGAGUUACUUGGAGACCUUCUAGAACACCCGGACAUCUACGCUGAUUUCGAGUUUCUGGCAUUCUGGCAAACUCAAUACAAUAACAUGAAUGCAGUCAAUUUGUUUUUUGCUUGGAUUAAGAUCUUCAAGUACAUAAGUUUCAAUAAGACGAUGACCCAGCUUACAUCCACUCUGGCUCGCUGUGCAUUAGACAUCUUCGGAUUCGCCAUUAUGUUCUUCAUUGUGUUCUUUGCAUAUGCUCAGCUGGGUUACCUGCUCUUUGGAAUGGAAGUUCCAACAUUCAGCACAUUUAACAAGUGCAUUUUCACACAAUUUCGAAUCAUCCUUGGAGAUUUCGAUUAUAAUGCCAUUGACCAGGCAAACAGAGUUCUUGGACCAAUAUACUUUUUCUCCUAUGUGUUCUUUGUCUUCUUUGUGUUACUGAACAUGUUUCUGGCCAUCAUCAAUGACACAUACUCUGAGGUGAAGUCAGAACUCGCUUCUCAGAAAGAUGAGUUCCAGAUUACAGAUCUCAUCAAACAGAGUUACGAGAAAACCAUCAUGAAACUGAAUCUUAAAAAGGAAAAGAUCGCCGAUGUUCAGAAAGCCCUGGAUUCAGGUUCAAGUGAGCUGCAGUUUAAAGAUUUCAGGGAUGCUUUGAAAGAAAUGGGUCAUGCUGACCAUGAGAUCUCAGCCGCUUUCUCCAGAUUUGACCAAGAUGGGAACCAGACUUUGGACAAGCAGGAGCAGGAGAGAAUGAAACAAGAUCUGGAGGAAAAAAGGGAUGCACUCAGUGAAGAGCUUCGUAAUCUUGAAAACAGUGUUGAAUCAGCGGAGGACCACAGUGAGAAGACAGUUCCUCCGGUCGUCUUUCAGAGACUGGUUCACAAAGUUGAUCAGCUUGAAAAUGCCGUGAUCACUAUAUUGUCCAAACUGGAUGUUAUCAUGGAGAAAGUGAGACUUCAAACAUUCAACACAGACAUGGAUAGGCAGACUACUAGAGAUGAAUCAAGACCGGCUUCAGGGGGGAAUAUUCAGGUAAACCUGGAUAGAGCCUUGGCUCAGGGACCAGCAUCCUGGUCAUUAGCUGGUCCGAUGGGGAAUAUGAGGAAUCGUUUGUACCCAGAUGUCGGGUGGCCAGUCGUCACUGAGAACAGUAGUUCUGCACGUCACUGAUUCAUCAAAACCUGAGUUUCAAACCGACUAAUAAUUGGCUUCAUUUAAGCCUGGUCUGUGGAUAAACAGACUCAGAAUGUGA